AGACAAAUGUACAGCAUGAACCUGGCGCUUAGGUACCUCACGGAUUGGCUGGAUGGUCAUGGGUUAUCUCUCUCCCCCCCAAAAUGCACAGCAGUUGUAUUCACCAGAAAACGCCACAUCCCUGAUGUCGAUCUCGUUGUUGGAGAAGAUACAAUUGCUGUAGCCAACAAAGUGAAAUUUUUAGGCGUUAUUUUAGAUUCACGAUUAUCGGGAACCCAUCACAUGAAUUAUGUGGCUCAGAAGUGCGAGAGGGGCGUCAACGUCCUUAGAUCUCUGUCGGGCGUAUGGUGGGGGUCUCAUCCCUACUCACAGAAACUCUUGUACAAUGCUAUUGUUCGAAGCCAUUUCGAUUAUGCUUCCUUUGUACUGGACCCCUGUAACAAGGCUGCAUUGGAAAAACUCGACAAAAUACAGUACAAGUGUCUUCGUAUUAUAUCGGGUGCGAUGAGAUCUUCUCCCACCAAUGCCCUGCAGGUGGAGUGCGUUGAUCCCCCUCUUUCACUCCGGAGGCAGUAUUUGUGUGAUCGUUUCUUCUUCAAAAUUUGGCAAUCCGACUCUCACCCCUUAUUGGCCAAGCUUGAUACCCUUAGGCGGUUAUGUAACUCCCAAGAAAACCAUGGUCUUUCUUUCCUCCUUAAAACAUUCAUUUUUUGCACUAACCUCCCUCAUCCCACUGUGAAAUUUAAAACUAACCCCCUUUUCGAAGUCCCCUAUGACACCCUAGUUUUUCAACCCAACAUAGCCCUGGAUUUGGGCAUCAGAAAGGACUCCCCUGGGGCUGAUAGAGCCCUAAAUGAGAAACUCAAUACUGAGUGGCCGGACUGGCUCCCCAUCUACACCGAUGCCUCUAAAUUAUCUGAAGAUGGCAACGUGGGUUUGGCUGUAUGGCUGCCCAGAUACAGGGUUGUGUUGAGUUUCAAGUGUCCUCCUGAAACCUCGGUCUUCACGGGCGAGGCAACAGCUAUCUUAGAAGCUCUUCUCUACACUGAGUCCCACAAAUUAAAUAAAACUAUCAUUUUAUCAGAUUCGGCCAGCUGUUUACAAGCUAUCAUCGCUUAUCCAUUUAAAUCUAAAUCAAAAUUUCCAAUAAUUCUCAAAAUUAGAGAAACUCUUCAUCGCUGUGUGACUCAGGGUAUUGAGGUAGCUAUUGCCUGGAUUCCCGGACACAGUGGCAUCAUUGGUAAUGAGUGUGCAGAUUCCUUCGCUAAGGAAGCCGUUAGCUUGGGCCUGGAUACUCAUUACCAAAACUUCGCUCAUGACCUUGCCUCGCUCGCAGGUCCGAGGCUAGAUAGAUCCUGGAAAGUGUCCUGGGACACUUCCAGGAAUCUCAAAGGUAUUAACCCUGUAAAUAUAUCUAAAUUACCGUAAAGACAGUUAUAAUAUACAUGUGUGUUCCUUAUUACAAUUGAAUUUGGCGGAAUUUGCUGUGUCAGUCACACACGGCAUAGUGCCACAACCAAAGAUUGAUUGAUUGACUC
Molecule: messenger RNA, 1478 nt
Organism: Plutella xylostella (diamondback moth)
Lineage: Eukaryota; Metazoa; Arthropoda; Insecta; Lepidoptera; Plutellidae
Source: RefSeq, a predicted model, not a curated record